Molecule: messenger RNA, 204 nt
Organism: Aspergillus melleus
Lineage: Eukaryota; Fungi; Ascomycota; Eurotiomycetes; Eurotiales; Aspergillaceae
Exons: 2
Coding region: 1-204 (67 amino acids)
Source: RefSeq, a predicted model, not a curated record
AUGGACAAACUCAAAGCAUCCUUCCAGUCGACCCUUGACUCUGCCAAGGAGAAGAUCGGUGGUGACGAGGCUAUCGACAACGCCAAGAACCAGGCCAACAUCUACUACAACAAAGGCAAAGACCAGGCCUCGUCGGCGGCUGAUAAGGCGAAGGAGCAGGUGGAUAACUCGUUUGGUGGUUCGAAGGCUGGUGAUGACAAAUAG